GAAAAAUGUUAGUGCUGCUACUGCCUCUAUUGGCAGCAACUGUUGGAGCAGAAGUAGCUUGUUACCACUGCUACGGUAACACCACCACACAUGGACAGCUAUGCUCCAUCGAUAAACUGUGCCUUGGAGAAUCGUGCUUUUUCAAAGUGGAACAGAAUGGAGAGUGGUCAGCGGGCUGUGGGGAAAAUCCAGCCCCCUCAGCGCUAGAUUGCACAAAGAAUGAUGCCGAAAUGUCCAUCAAUUGCCAGUGCACAGCUGAGUUGUGCAAUCAGUUCAAGUCGGUCAAUGAGACGUUGACAACAUUGGCGAAUUAUGACACUAAUUUCCAUGUUCCACUGAUGCUUCCGGAUCUUGCUGUUAGCUGCAUUGAGUGUGGAAAUGUGACAAUUGCCAAUCAUUCCUUAAGAGUUCCAUGCGCGGAAAGACACAUAUGUAGAGGAGACUACUGCGUCGUUAAACGCGGACUUGACCCGCAUACAUACUGCGGAAGUCUCUGGGAGGGCACAAAUGAGGAACGCUGUUCAAAGCAACCGGGAGAAGCUGAGCAAUGUGUGUGCAAGAAUGAUAUGUGCAACGUCAUGCUUUCGCCAGAGGCAAUGCAGGAGAUGCUCAGACCUACCACCACACUGGCACCAACUACUACGACAUACAUUACUAGUUUACCCGAACCAACAACUGUGGCCGGAGCCCCUGAAGUUACAGAUAGCCCACCUUCUGCAAUAAAUGUAACGCAAGCUCUCCCCACAGCUGGCACCCCUGCGACAACCCCUCCAAAGAAGAAGUGCAAGAAUACUAUGAAAUUUUCGCCGAAUGCACAGGCUGUGCUUAUGGGACAAAAGCUGAGCCAAGCGAUCGACGGUGGUUUCGGUAGCGGCAGUGAGGGAGUGCAACAAUUCAAAGACGGCAUCGACACUCACAUCUGCAAUUAUUCGGAAUAAACAGAAACAUGUGACAACGACCAGUCAUGUCAUAUUUUUGCAAUUCAUAAAGUUUUGUUUUGUUGAUGUUUUUCCUUUCUAUACUAAUUUUUUCAGUGUU
This is a messenger RNA of Cylicocyclus nassatus, 1038 nucleotides long. Lineage: Eukaryota; Metazoa; Nematoda; Chromadorea; Rhabditida; Strongylidae. The record is from the annotation of a GenBank genome assembly.